AUUUCCUCUCUUUGGCAGUCUCUUACGUCUAUCAUCUUCUACUAAUGGACUUCAAAACCCUAGCUCUCCCCUACCACCUUCCGCCUACACGAAUCACUCACGACAGACGAUUCUUCUCAUCUCCUUCAUUCUUCAAUCAGUUUGCUUCUUCUUCGUCUUCUUCUUUUUUUGCUCCUUCCAUUGUCAAUGUUUGUUUGAGAACGAGUCCUCGCCGCCACAGCUGCCGCUUCAGGACCGCUUGCUUUGGCCCUCCGGAUCAAGUUGUGGGGAAGAAGCCUAAUUGCGCGAGUAGCAAUGACGGAGUCAUUGUUUCGGUUGCUUCUGUUCUACCGGAAACCAUGGACGAUAAUCAAUCUGUAGCGGCAGAGGAUUUUAGUGCAGGCAAGAGAAUUUGGACACAGAUGAAGGAGAUAGCCAUGUUUGCAGGCCCUGCAACAGGGCUCUGGAUAUGUGGACCCCUGAUGAGUCUCAUUGAUACUGCAGUUAUCGGCCUAGGCAGCUCUGUGGAGCUUGCUGCCUUAGGACCAGCAACCGUCGUUUGUGAUUAUCUCAGUUACGUGUUCAUGUUCCUCUCCAUAGCUACUUCCAAUAUGGUCGCCACCUCCCUCGCUAAAGAGGACAAAAAUGAAGUACAACAUCAAAUAUCCAUCUUGCUUUUUGUUGGUUUAGCUUGUGGUGUGGGAAUGCUUUUCUUCACAAAAUUGUUAGGCGCAAGGAUACUAACUGCUUUCACUGGGCUGCAGAAUAUACAUAUGGUACCUGCUGCAAACACAUAUGUUCAGAUUCGAGGCUUAGCCUGGCCAGCACUUCUUGUUGGAUGGGUUGCUCAAAGUGCCAGUCUAGGAAUGAAAGAUUCUUGGGGACCUUUGAAGGCUUUGGCAGUUGCUAGUGCUGUAAAUGGCAUUGGUGAUAUCGUCUUAUGCUGUUUCUUAGGAUAUGGUAUUGCUGGUGCAGCUUGGGCUACAAUGGUUUCACAGGUCAUUGCGGCUUUGAUGAUGCUUGGAUCUCUGAACCAGAAGGGCUUUAAUGCUUUCUCCUUAUCUAUUCCAUCACUCAAGGAACUAGUGCAAAUACUGGAGCUUGCUGCUCCAGUGUUCAUAACAUUGACAUCUAAGGUGGCCUUUUAUUCUCUUCUGACAUAUUUUGCUACUUCUAUGGGCACGAUUACUAUUGCAGCCCAUCAGGUUAUGAUUCAGGUUUUUUGCAUGUGUACUGUAUGGGGGGAGCCUCUUUCUCAAACCGCACAGACAUUUAUGCCUGAGUUGAUUUAUGGAGUUAAUCGAAGUUUGGAAAAGGCGAGGAUGCUACUGAAAUCACUUGUGAUCAUUGGAGCCUUAACUGGAUUUAUGUUAGGAACUGUUGGGACAUCUGUCCCUUGGUUUUUCCCUAGCCUUUUCACAACUGAUCAUGAGGUCAUUGGAGAGAUGCACAAAGUGUUGCUUCCAUACUUCAUUGCAUUAAUGGUGACACCUGCUACACAUAGCCUUGAAGGGACAUUGUUGGCUGGCAGGGAUCUUAGGUUUCUAAGUUUCUCAAUGAGUGGGUGUUUUUCUUUGGGUGGCCUUAUGUUACUGCUUGUGAGCAGUAGAGGAUGUGGUCUGCCAGGCUGCUGGUGGGGACUUGCAGGGUUUCAAUGGACUCGUUUUUGCCUUGCUCUGCGACGACUGACUUCACCCCAUGGCGUACUAUACUUGGAAGAAUUCAACCAACAUAAGCUGCAAAAGUUGAAAGCUGCAUAGGGAUCCCUUUCUAUCUAUUUGAAGAUUGAUAAUUUUACUCCCUUGCACAAUAAGAAGUACGGGUAGCGGAAGUGACAUCCUUGCUUUUGGACCAAGGAUUGGACAUAACUGGAGCACCCCAAGCCACUGUUCAAGCUGCAAAAAGGUUAGUGAUGGUCAUUAAUAUUGGCAUUGUUGUUCUUGGAAGUGUAUAAAUUGUCUUAUGCUCUCUGAUAUAAGAAAUAUUUGUUCCAUUGUUUAUUGUUUACUGCCAAUCCAUGUAAUUAGAAGAAAAUUCUGCAUUAUUUGUCAAAUAAGAAAAAUGAUGGUUUUGAG
This is a messenger RNA of Telopea speciosissima, 2054 nucleotides long. Its product is annotated as protein DETOXIFICATION 46, chloroplastic-like. Gene Ontology annotation, molecular function: xenobiotic transmembrane transporter activity; antiporter activity. The coding region runs from base 45 to 1739 and encodes 564 amino acids. The transcript has 15 exons. Gene Ontology annotation, biological process: transmembrane transport. Gene Ontology annotation, cellular component: membrane. NCBI's taxonomy places the organism in Eukaryota, Viridiplantae, Streptophyta, Magnoliopsida, Proteales, Proteaceae. The record is from RefSeq and is a predicted model, not a curated record.